GGGCAGCAGCACCAAAAGGCACACGGCCACCUUUUGACCCCCUCUUCCAACGCGCAGACGGGCAGUGGCACCGCCUGCGGCAAGGACUCAAGUGCAAGGGGGCACGCUUGUCGACCCUCUUUUCCGACGCGGGCUCGGAGGUAGGAUAGGGAGGGGGAGGGUAUACCGGGGUGGUCUGGGCGUGGCGUGGGCAGGGGUGGACGCGGGAGGAGGAACAGUAAGGGAAGGGAGGCAGGAAGAAGAAGAAGAAGAAAGGCAUCUUGUUCUCUCUCUUUCUUUCUCUCUCUCCCUGUCAUCCUCAUUCGAGCAGCUGUGACUCCGACUCCGGUCUAUCGCGAUGGGGCGCGUCAUCAGAGCACAGCGUAAGGGUGCGGGUUCCAUCUUUCGUUCUCACACUCAUCGCCGCGUUGGAGCGGCAAGGUUCCGCAGUCUCGAUUACUCCGAGCGCAAUGGAUACAUCAAGGGAGUGGUGACUGACAUCGUCCACGAUUCCGCCCGAGGCGCUCCCCUUGCUAGGGUUACCUUUCGUCAUCCUUUCCGCUACAAGCAUCAGAAGGAGUUGUUCGUGGCGGCGGAGGGUUUGUACACUGGCCAGUUUGUGUACUGCGGGAAGAAGGCGACAUUGUCGAUCGGAAAUGUCCUGCCUCUGAGGUCGAUGCCCGAGGGGUCCAUCGUGUGCAAUGUUGAGCAGAGGGUCGGAGACAGAGGGUCGUUUGCAAGGGCAUCUGGGGACUACGCCAUCGUUGUCAGUCAUAACCCUGACGCGGGCACUUGUAGGAUCAAGCUCCCCUCUGGCGCGAAGAAGGUCGUGCCGGCUGGUUGCAGGGCUAUGGUUGGACAAGUGGCUGGCGGCGGGCGCACGGAGAAGCCCAUGCUGAAGGCGGGAAACUCCUAUCACAAGUACAAGGUGAAGCGUAACUGCUGGCCUAAGGUCAGAGGUGUGGCGAUGAACCCCGUCGAGCAUCCCCACGGAGGAGGUAAUCACCAGCACAUUGGGCACGCCUCGACGGUCAGGAGGGACGCACCUCCAGGGCAAAAGGUCGGUCUCAUUGCUGCGCGGAGGACCGGUCGUCUGCGCGGGCAAGCUGUCACCAAAGAGAAGGCCAGCAAGGAUUAAGAAAAAGACGAGCAAGACGACGAAUUGCGUUCCGUUCCGUUCCGUUUCGUUCCUUUAUCCUUCUUUGGUUGGUGGCAAGAUUGCCGUCGGAGUUGCUGUCGUCGAAGCUCUUGACCGUCGUCUCUCUUCUCUCUUCUCUCUUCUGUUUUCUUCUCUGGCCGAUUUUGUGUCGAGGACGGAGAGUCGGAGAGUCCAUUUCAGCUAUAUCUUCUCUUAUAUAAAUGCAGGAUUUGUCUUCGACCACGAGGAAUGUAUGAGAAGUCUCGUCUUUUUUUGCCCGAUGUUUUUUUGUCGAGCAUGAUGAGCAGGAUUCGCGCGAGAGCAGCAGGGACAGGGAAGGAAAAAGGUCGUUUGUUCUGUUCUUUUGCCCUAAUUUUCUGUUGUCGAGCAUGAUGAGUAAGAUUGUUUUGUGAGGGACAGAGAAUUUUUUUUCGAGGGGACAGGGAACUCGCUGUCGGUGGAGAAGAGGUUCAGGAGGAGGACGGAACUUUGUGAGAUUUUCUGGAAAAAAAAGAAAAAAUAUCGCUGGCGAUUCAAAUGCUUUGGGGGACGAGCAAAGCUUUUCGAAAUGUGUGGAGGCCUUGCGGUGGUGGUGGUUGUCUAUUGAAAAAAAAACAGCAUUUUUUGUCUUGCUUGGGAAGAAACAGGUUCGUUGACACAGUCCGCGCAGCAUGUGUAUUAGGAGCCAUAGUGCGGGAAGGUGAAAAAGAAAUGGAACAGAUAUGCAGGAAACACGAGGGGUGGGGGAGAGAAUUCGGUUGGGGGGAAGGGAGGGGGUGGGGGGGGAGGAAGAUCACAUCAGGAAAUGAUGUUUUGAAAGAAAAGAGAAAAGAGAAAAAAAAGAGAAAAAAAAGAGAAAAAAAAGAGUUUGGACAACCACUGGGCAAGGUGCGUUUUGCUCCGAUUGUUGUACUUCAGACCGUUGAUUUUCGGGAUUAAUGGACGGACAGAAAAUCGUAAUCCAGGUAUAAGUUGAGUGGGGCGACGUUCCGAUCACAUUCUUAUGUGGCGUGAGCACUGCAUAUAGACUAUUUAGGGCAAGACCGAGGUAGGGUACUGAUAAGAUGCACCUGUAACUGUGUCAAGCGUGGUGUCAUGAAGUGACGAUAUAUGUGAUAUAUACCACGUGGGCGGCCUUGUACGCAAGAGGUUCUGAACAGGGGGAGUUGUAAGGAAGAAGAUUAAAAACGAAUUUAAGAUUUUUUUGCUUUUUUGGUUUUUUCGCUUAGGCGCUCUGAUAUCAUGUGACUAUAUAUGUGGAGUAUUACUGAUUAUUGUUGAUGAACAGAUCGAGAGUGAUACGUGCUUAAGCGAAGUGCAAUGCACGUGCGUGUAGGUGUGGCAAGCGUAGUACUCUGCUAUAGUUCGGUCUAUCUUCGAGGAUAGACGGAUCGAGAUUGAGCACCUGUAAGCGUGUAGUACCUUAUAGAUUGAAUUGCUGCCAGCUUAGUGCUGUACACGCACAUAACUGUGGGGUGCGACGUUGCAUAACUCACAGUAUAGCUGUUUGAUUAAACAGAGCGAGAGCGAGCCAAGUGUGUACUAGCGUAGUUGCUGUGUAGAUAUCCCUUUGCGCACUGAAAUUUAAUACCUAUGGCCGCAAAUUUAGGAGUGUGAGUGCUUUUACCUGGUUGAAGCCAGUGGGAUCCGACGACUACGGUGCAGAAAACGUCGAAGCUGCGCGCAGGAACAUCGCUAAAUAUGCCUAGAGGAGCGUAAUUGUGGCAAGCGUAGCGCUGGAAAUAUACGAUUAUGACGACCGUCGUGCUGGCAUGCGCAUAACUGAAGUUAUAGACAGAUCGAGAGCUAUCCGUGACAAGCAUGUGUCUGAAGUGUUAAAUGUGGACACUGA
This is a messenger RNA of Chara braunii, 2969 nucleotides long. Lineage: Eukaryota; Viridiplantae; Streptophyta; Charophyceae; Charales; Characeae. The record is from the annotation of a GenBank genome assembly.